This is a messenger RNA of Miniopterus natalensis, 5008 nucleotides long. RefSeq names its product interferon induced with helicase C domain 1 (gene IFIH1). Gene Ontology annotation, molecular function: DNA binding; ATP binding; zinc ion binding. Lineage: Eukaryota; Metazoa; Chordata; Mammalia; Chiroptera; Miniopteridae. Gene Ontology annotation, biological process: MDA-5 signaling pathway; antiviral innate immune response. Gene Ontology annotation, cellular component: cytoplasm. The record is from RefSeq and is a predicted model, not a curated record.
GAGAACAGCCGCCUGUCCGUCUACCUGGGAGACCCUCUCCCCUUUUUAAGAAGGAAAGAUGUCGAACGGGUAUUCUGCAGACAAGAAUUUCCAGUAUCUCAUCUCGUGCUUCCGGGCCAGGGUGAAAAGGUACAUCCAGGUGGAGCCGGUCCUGGACUACCUGACCUUCGUGCCCGCCGAGCUGAAGGAGCAGAUCCAGGCCGCCGCGGCCACGCAGGGGAACAUCCGCGCGGCCGAGCUGCUGCUGAGCACCCUGGAGACGGGGGCCUGGCCCCCGGGCUGGGCCAGGCUGUUUGUGGAGGCUCUGCGGAGGGCGGGCAACCCCCUGGCCGCGCGCUACAUGAACCCCGAGCUCACGGACCUGCCCUCGCCAUCCUCCGAGAACGCCCACGAUGAGUGUUUCCAGCUGCUGAACCUCCUGCAGCCCACUCUGGUGGACAAGCUUCUGGUCAGGGAUGUCUUGGAUAAGUGCCUGGAGGUGGGGCUGCUGACCACGGAAGACAGGAAUCGGAUUUCUGCUGCGGAAAAUAAUGGAAAUGAGGCAGGUGUUCGAGAGCUCCUGAGAAGGAUUGUGCAGAAAGAAAACUGGUUUUCUGUGUUUGUGACUGUUUUGAGGGAAACGGAAAACGAAGCCCUGGCCCAGGAGUUAACAGGCUCCAGCGCCCCCGACAGCGGUGCAGAAAAUGAGAAUUUAUCACAAGAAGAUGGUCUUGAAGUUAAAGAGCCACUUCUUUUAGCCACAUAUGAACCAAAUCCAGAGAAAGACGCCUGGGACAUGCAAAAUAACUCAGUGGAAUCAUCUUUUACGGAUUCUUCUGUAGUUUCAGAAUCAGACACAAGUUUGGCAGAAGGAAGUGUCAACUGCUUAGAUGAAAGUCUUGGACAUAACAGCAACAUGGGCAGUGAUUCAGGCACCAUGGGAAGUGAUUCAGAUGAAGAGAAAGUGGCAGAAAGAGCAUCCCCUGAGCCAGAACUGCAUCUCAGGCCUUACCAAAUUGAAGUUGCCCAACCAGCCUUGGAGGGAAAGAAUAUUAUUAUAUGCCUCCCUACAGGAAGUGGGAAAACAAGAGUGGCUGUUUACAUUGCCAAGGAUCACUUGGACAAGAAGAAAAAAGCAUCUGAACCGGGAAAAGUUAUGGUCCUUGUCAAUAAGGUCCCAUUAGUUGAACAGCUCUUCCGUGAAGAGUUUCAACCAUUUUUGAAGAAAUGGUAUUGUGUUACGAGAUUAAGUGGCGAUACCCAAUUGAAAAUAUCAUUUCCCAAAUUUGUCAAAUCCUAUGAUGUUAUUAUCAGUACAGCUCAAAUCCUUGAAAAUUCCCUUUUAAACUCGGAAAAAGGAGAAGAUGAUGGUGUCCAGUUUUCAGACUUUUCCCUCAUCAUCAUUGAUGAAUGCCAUCACACCAACAAAGAAGCAGUCUAUAAUAACAUCAUGAGGCGUUAUUUGAAACAGAAGUUGAAAAACAAUAAGCUCAAGAAAGAAAACAAACCAGUGAUUCCUCUACCACAGAUACUGGGGCUAACAGCUUCACCAGGCGUUGGAGGAGCCACCAAGCAAGCCAAAGCUGAAGAACAUAUUUUAAAAAUAUGUGCCAAUCUUGAUGCAUUUACUAUUAAAACUGUGAAAGAAAACAUCGGUCAACUUAAAAACCAAAUAAAGGAGCCUUGCAAAAAGUUUGUAAUUGCAGAUGACACCAGAAAAGAUCCAUUUAAAGACAGACUUCUGGAAAUAAUGACAAAGAUUCAAACUUUUUGCCAAAUGAAUACAAUGUCAGAUUUUGGAACUCAGUCCUAUGAACAAUGGGCCAUUAAAAUGGAAAAAAAAGCUGCAAAAGAAGGAAAUCGCAAAGACCGUCUUUGUGCAGAACAUUUGAGGAAGUACAAUGAGGCCCUGCAAAUUAAUGACACGAUCCGAAUGAUCGAUGCCUAUAACCACCUUGAAACCUUCUAUAAAGACGAGAAAGAAAAGAAGUUUGCAGUCCUAUAUGACAGUGAUGAGAGUGGGGACGAUGGUGAUGAAGGUGAAGAUGAAGAUGAAGGAAAGAAACCUUUGAAACUGGAUGAUACAGAUACAUUCCUCAUGGCUUUAUUUUUUGAUAACAAGGAUAUGUUGAAGAAACUGGCUGAAAACCCAGAAUAUGAACAUGAAAAGCUGACCAAAUUAAGAAAUACCAUAAUGGAACAAUAUUCAAGGACUGCAGGAACAGCAAGAGGAAUAAUUUUCACAAAAACACGACAGAGUGCAUAUGCCCUUUCCCAGUGGAUUAUUGAAAAUGAAAAAUUUGCAGAAGUAGGGGUCAAAGCCCAUCAUCUGAUUGGAGCUGGACACAGCAGUGAGUUCAAGCCCAUGACACAGAAUGAACAAAAAGAAGUCAUUAGUAAAUUUCGCACAGGAAAAAUAAAUCUGCUUAUCGCUACCACAGUGGCAGAAGAAGGUCUGGAUAUUAAAGAAUGCAAUAUCGUUAUUCGUUAUGGCCUCGUCACUAAUGAAAUAGCCAUGGUCCAGGCCCGCGGUCGAGCCAGAGCCGAUGAGAGCACCUACGUCCUGGUUGCCCACAGCGGCUCGGGAGUUGUUGAACGUGAGACAGUUAAUGACUUCCGUGAGCAAAUGAUGUAUAAAGCUAUAGACCGUGUUCAAAACAUGAAUCCAGAGGAGUAUGCUCAUAAGAUUUUGGAAUUACAGAUGCAAAGUCUGAUGGAAAAGAAAAUGAAAAUUAAGAGAAGUAUCGCAAAGAAUUGCAAAGAAAAUCCAUCCUUGAUUAAUUUUCUCUGCAAAAACUGCAGUGUGCUUGCCUGUACUGGAGACUGUAUCCACGUAAUUGAGAAAAUGCACCAUGUCAAUAUGACACCAGAAUUCAAGGCACUCUACAUUGUGAGAGAAAACAAAACACUGCAAAAGAAGUUUGCAGACUAUCAAACAAAUGGUGAGAUUAUCUGCAGAGCAUGUGCCCAGGCUUGGGGAACGAUGAUGGUGCACAAAGGCUUAGAUUUGCCUUGUCUCAAAAUAAAGAAUUUUGUAGUGUUUUUCAAAAGUAAUUCAACAAAGAAACAAUACAAAAAAUGGGUAGAAUUACCUAUCGCAUUUCCCAAUCUUGACUAUUCACAAUAUUGUUUGUUUAGUGAUGAAGAUUGACAUCUGGUUCAAGAUCUUUUUAAUAUAUUGUCAACACUCAAUAUGAUUUUGAUUAAUGUUUUUGUUAUACAAAAGAACUGAUGUGAGAAUUAAUUGCUUUACUCUGAGAUGAGCUGUAUAGAGGAAUAUGUCAUGCUUUCAAUUAUUCAUCUUGUUUGUGGGCAGAGGUAAAGAAAUUCUAUCAAUAACACUCUUUAGUGUGGAGCAGUAGUGUGGAGUACUGUGGAAAAAAUGCCAGAGUAUAAAUGAGGGUCUAAGGUACCAAUUUCACUCUUGUCACUAAUUUUCAAAAUAAAAUUAGGCGUUCAGUCAUCUUUCUGAACCAGUCUUCUUAUUGGUGAAAUGGUUGUAAUAUUAUCUGUCUUUGCUUUUAUUAGUUUUCUAUUGUUGCAUAACAAAUUACCACAAACCUAGUGGCUUAAAGCAGCACCUGUUUAUUAUUGCACAUGUGGUGUAGCUUAAAGGUCUCAGAAGGCUGGAAUCAAGUGUCAGUCAGAUGAUGUUCUCAUCUGGACGUUCUCGGGAAGAAUCCCUUCCAAGCUCUUUCCUUUGUUGGCUGUCGUUUGCUUGCAGCUGUAGAGCGGGAUUCCUGUUUCCUUACUAGCUGUCCACUGGGAUCACUCUGAGCUCCUAGGGCCUCCCUCACCACAUGGCCCUUUCACACAACAGCUAUUGCUUCUUCGAGUCAGCAAAAGAAAAUGUCUCUCCUUCUCUCUCUCUCUUCUGCUAAGAUGAAGUCUUAACUGUAAUCACAAGGUUGACUAUCUCAUCCUUUUCCCAGGUCCUGCCCACACUUGAGGUAAGGGGAUUUUCCAGGGCAUAUAUGGCAGGGGGCAGAAAUCUUGGAGGCCAUCUUAGAGUUCUGCCUCCCAAACCACUUGCCCAGUUUUUGUUAAUAAGUGAUAUAUGUAUACAUAUAAAACACUGAAAAAUAUGAAGUGCCAUAAAAGGCAAGCUGUUAUUAAGACGAGGUAUCAGGUGGCCUAAGGCUUACUUCCUCAGUUUCCCUCCAUGAACAGGAGGGAAUCAUGGUGAAACCCACACCAGUUAUUAAUGCCUGCAAGAUCACCUGUGUCAGUGGAGAUGCCAAGUGUUCACAUAGGAUUUAGCAAGGAGCAGAUGCUGGAUGUUAUUAGAGAAUAAAGAAAAUAUGUCUACUAAGUAAACUCUUGGUGACUGUGACCUUUUCAGUAUUUCUGAACUAAGCAUGACCAUUUGGAGAUGGAUACAGGGUCCAGCGCUUUAGAAUGUUCUCCUAGUCGACAAGCAGCCUCUUUCGGCAUAGAAGAGCCAUCUGAUCAAGACAAAGCCACAAAUGACCAUUUAAACCCACGCUUACCCAGUCUCAUAGGUGUUCUGCUUCACAGAAACACUUACCUCCUCUGACUAAGGAGAAACAAAGUGUUGGAAGGGGUGAAAAGAAAAUUCUUAUGUGGUUUUGAUGGAUUCAUUAAAUUCAAUCUAACAGGAGCUUUGAAUCUUAAGAUUUAAGCAAGAGUGAAUAUUAACCAGUCAGAGCUCUUGGGAAUGCAUGAGGGCAAAAGAAGAUUAUGGUUUCUUAAAAUACCUUUUAAAACCCCAGCUGACUCCACUAAAGUAUUGCUCUCUUCUAAAAUAUUUUGGAAACUAUGCAAAGAACCAAAUGUAUAAAAUAGCUAAAUGUACUGCUGUAACAUAUGUAGACUGUUUUUAAGGUGUCAACAAAUAUCAGGUUUUUUCAUCUAUGUUUUCCAGUAAUUUUUGAAUAAAGAAAUGUGAUUUCUACUUCAAAGUUUUAAAAUACAUGUUUCAAAUGGUAUAAAACUUAAUAUGUGAAUGGUACCUAAAACUCAAACCACGGUGCAUGUAUUUCAUUAAAAAACAACUGUGAUAAUUGUA